Molecule: messenger RNA, 2683 nt
Organism: Gastrolobium bilobum
Lineage: Eukaryota; Viridiplantae; Streptophyta; Magnoliopsida; Fabales; Fabaceae
Product: S-linalool synthase
Exons: 12
Coding region: 1-2475 (824 amino acids)
Biological process (GO): diterpenoid biosynthetic process
Molecular function (GO): magnesium ion binding; terpene synthase activity
Source: RefSeq, a predicted model, not a curated record
AUGGAAUUUCCUUUAUCCUCCAUUGAGAGUGGAGUUCAAAAGAUCAAGAGAAACAUAUUCUCCUCGGACUUUGAUCUCUACUCCUUUGUAUGUCCUUCUGCUUAUGAUACUGCAUGGUUAGCGUUAAUACCUAACCCCCAAUAUCCUUCCCAACCUAUGUUUAAGAAUUUCUUGGAGUGGUUGCUGAACAACCAGAAACCGGAAGGGUUUUGGGGAGAGAGUGACACCUUUGGUAAACCCACCAUUGAAUCCCUUCCUGCAACCCUUGUUUCCAUGGUUGCACUCACAAAUUGGAAAACUGGCGCGUCAAUGGUAGAGAAAGGACGGUCAUUUAUUGGUGCAAAUGCGGAUAAGCUACUCAGUGAAGUCAAAGAUGCUUGCCCUCGUUGGUUCGCUAUUGUGCUGCCUGCCAUGGUUGAACUUGCCGAUACAACGGGUUUGGAUGUUGUCCUCCCAGAAGCCGCAAAGGAUACGAUGUCGUACAUCAUUAGCUGUCGGAAAAGUUUUCUUAACAAGGAGCUGGAAGUAGGGGAUUUACAUUGUUACCCUCCAAUACUCUCGUACCUUGAAGCUUUGCCUCCGUCAUAUGUUAGCGAAGAGGAUAUAUGUAGCAAUUUGAGCAGAGAUGGCUCAUUGUUCCAAUCUCCCUCUGCCACUGCAAAAGCAUUCAUGGCUACUGGGAAGAAAGAAUGCCUCACGUAUUUACAGUCCUUAGCACAAAAAUGUCCAAACGGAGUUCCACAAGCUUAUCCCAUGGAUGAGAACCUUAUAAAGCUCUGCAUCGUCAACCAAUUACAGAAGUUGGGGUUGAGCGAGUACUUCGCAGGAGAGAUUGAAGUACUUUUGGCACAAGUUUAUAGAAAUUACAAGGAGCAAAAUUCAAGGGAAAAAGCAUCCAAUUAUAAUGCGGCGCAGCUUCUUCACAAGGAUUCUCUCGCAUUUCAGCUCCUGCGCACGCAUGGAUACAAAGUAUCACCAUUAAGCUUUUGUUGGUUUCUAAGUCACGAUGAAAUUCGAGGUCAAGUUGAGAAAGAUUAUGAGCAUUUCUCAAGUACAAUGCUUCAUGUCUUUAGAGCCUCAAACCUAAUGUUCAGUGGAGAAUACGAACUCGAGGAAGCUAAAAACUUUUCAAGGAAAAUUCUUGAGAAAAUCGUUUCAGCAAGAAAUGGAGACCGACGACAGAUGGAGCAUGAAUUGAAUCUCCCAUGGUUUGCUCGCCUGGAUCAUUUAGAGCAUAGAAUGUGGAUAGAAGAAAAAGAAGCCAAUGCUCUGUGGAAAGGAAAGGCAUCAUAUAAUAGGGUAUCAUAUUUCUAUAACAAUCAACUGCUACAGCUUGCCACUCAAAACUUUGAUUUUAAGCAAUCAGUAUACAAAAAUGAGCUGAAGGAACUGAAGAGGUGGUGUGAAAACUGUGGGAUAAGUAAUAUGGGAUUUGGCAGAGAGAAAACCACUUAUUGUUACUUUGCUAUUGCUGCUAGCACAUCCCUCCCUCAUGACUCUUACAUACGAAUGUUUGUAGCUAAGAGUGCAAUUAUAGUCACAGUGGCAGAUGAUUUCUAUGAUAUGAUCGGGUCUCUCACUGAACUGGAAUUUCUCACGGAUGCAGUUGGAAGAUGGGAUUCCAGGGGCUUAAGCAGCCACAGCAAAGUUAUAUUUGAUGCCCUUGAUAACCUUGUGAGUGAAGCUACUAGCAAAUAUCUCCAACAAGGAGGAACAACUGAUAUGUCAGGCAACUUGAAAGAUCUAUGGUAUGAAACUUUCCUUUCGUGGCUCAUAGAAGCAAAGUGGAGCAGAAAUGGAUACAAACCAUCCAUUGAUUGUUACCUGAAGACCGGCAUGAUCUCUAUUGCCACACAUAACUUGGUUCUUCCAGCCUCAUGCUUUCUGAAACCAAGCUUACCAACUGAGAAACUUGUGCCAAUACAAUAUGAACCCAUAACAAAGCUGCUAAUGGUUAUUUCUCGUCUAUUAAAUGAUGUACAGAGCUAUCAGAAGGAAAAAGAAGGAGGAAAAUUGAAUUCUGUUUUAGUCAAGUUGAUAGAGAACCCAGAACUUGAUGUUGAAGAAUCAAUUGCUUUUAUAAGAGAGGUAAUUGAGAAAAAGAAGAAGGAGUUACUUGAACAUGUUCUGAUUGAUGGACUCUGUGAUUUUCCUAAGCCUAGCAGGCAGCUCCAUCUGUCAUGUUUGAAAGUUUUUGAGAUGUUUUUCAAUUCCAGAAACAGAUUUGACUCCAAUACAGAGAUGGUGGAGGAUAUAAACAAAGCAAUAUAUCUUCCUGUAAGUAAAACUCCAAAUCGUCUCACUCUUCAUCCAUCUCCAAAGAAGAAAUAUGCAAUAACAAAACUCCAGUUCAAUUUCUCAUUCAAACAUAAUAACAGGAUAAAUUGCACUGCACAUCAAGUUUCUGCACUAACCUUAAGUAAUGGAUAUGAAAUGGCGUUUACUGCACCUAAAACUGGGCCUCACUUCAUUUAAAUCAAUUGAGGAAGAGGAGAAGGAUGGAGAAAAAAAGGGAAAAUCUUGUACUGUGUAUUCUAGCUACCAAUAAAUGCUGUGUGUGUUUUGUAUGAUGUAAACCCAAGAUAUUUUAGUGUUACUUUAAGUGUGUAUUAUAGUUAUAACUUAUAAUGUACUAUGAUCCAAGUCCAACCAUUUCAUCUUGGGACUAUUAUCUGUGAAUAUU